Molecule: messenger RNA, 2747 nt
Organism: Paramecium pentaurelia
Lineage: Eukaryota; Ciliophora; Oligohymenophorea; Peniculida; Parameciidae
Source: the annotation of a GenBank genome assembly
AUGCUUUCAAGUUUUAAUUGUUAAUUAAUAUAUAAAAUCUACAUCUUUUCUUUUUCUUCCAAAAAUAUUUUGUAAUGUAUAUAUAUAUAUAUAUAUAAAAUUAGUCUAAAAAUAGGAAGAAAAUGUAUAAUUUGGAUUAGCCUAUAUAGUUUUAACUGUAAAUUAUGAUAAAAAUCUUUUAUUGAGGCUAUAAUUUUAUUGUUUAUUAGAUUUCAAAUAAAACUGUGAUAAUAAUGAAUAGGAUUAGUGUUAAAUAUUUAGAAAUUGUUCUUAUUUGUUGAAAAUAGGACAUUAUUAAAUAUGUUGGAUUUUGAGUAAGAUUUUUAUAAAUUUGUUAAAGCUCAAUUAGAUAAGAAGAGAGGGAUUAAACAACUAGCCUUUGAUGAUUCAGAAAAUGAUGAAGAAGUUAUUAGAAGUAAGAAAUUAUCAUUUUAUUUAGGAAAUAGGUUGUAGAGUGAGAACAUCCAAAAAGUCUUAUUAAAUGAAAGAAAAAAGAUGAAGAUAAGUAAAAUUUCAAAAGAGCAACAUUUUGAAAACAAAAUGAAAGAUUUUACAUCUAUGAACACUUUUAUUGAUGUUAAGUAGUUUCUUAAAAAUCUUAAUGAUUCAUAAGUAAAAAAAAGUCACAAAAAUUUAUUCCAAUCCUUAAAAAAAUCAUAAUAAGAUAGUGAUGAUGAAGAUAUAUAUGAUUAUGCAGAAAUUGUUUAAAAAAGUAAGAAAUUUAUUGCAAAUUCUGAACAUUUUAGAACUAAACCUAAUAUAGAAGGUUAUUUAUAAAUAGAUAAUGAGAUUAGCUAAAGAUCUAAGGCUAUAGAAGAAGGAAGGUCAACAAAUGAGAAAUUCUAUACUGGUAUUGAUAAAUUAAUAACUGAUAUUAAUCACAAGAAUGUUUUGUCUGAGAUGGACAGAAAAUAUGAAAAAGAGAGAAAGAGGAAUAGAAACUCUAUGAAUUCUGAUAAAAUUAUUUAGUCAGCAGUUCCAUUAGAUUUUGGGAAAGACGAAAUUGCAAUNCUAUAUCAUACUAUUAAUGCUUUCAAGUUUUAAUUGUUAAUUAAUAUAUAAAAUCUACAUCUUUUCUUUUUCUUCCAAAAAUAUUUUGUAAUGUAUAUAUAUAUAUAUAUAUAAAAUUAGUCUAAAAAUAGGAAGAAAAUGUAUAAUUUGGAUUAGCCUAUAUAGUUUUAACUGUAAAUUAUGAUAAAAAUCUUUUAUUGAGGCUAUAAUUUUAUUGUUUAUUAGAUUUCAAAUAAAACUGUGAUAAUAAUGAAUAGGAUUAGUGUUAAAUAUUUAGAAAUUGUUCUUAUUUGUUGAAAAUAGGACAUUAUUAAAUAUGUUGGAUUUUGAGUAAGAUUUUUAUAAAUUUGUUAAAGCUCAAUUAGAUAAGAAGAGAGGGAUUAAACAACUAGCCUUUGAUGAUUCAGAAAAUGAUGAAGAAGUUAUUAGAAGUAAGAAAUUAUCAUUUUAUUUAGGAAAUAGGUUGUAGAGUGAGAACAUCCAAAAAGUCUUAUUAAAUGAAAGAAAAAAGAUGAAGAUAAGUAAAAUUUCAAAAGAGCAACAUUUUGAAAACAAAAUGAAAGAUUUUACAUCUAUGAACACUUUUAUUGAUGUUAAGUAGUUUCUUAAAAAUCUUAAUGAUUCAUAAGUAAAAAAAAGUCACAAAAAUUUAUUCCAAUCCUUAAAAAAAUCAUAAUAAGAUAGUGAUGAUGAAGAUAUAUAUGAUUAUGCAGAAAUUGUUUAAAAAAGUAAGAAAUUUAUUGCAAAUUCUGAACAUUUUAGAACUAAACCUAAUAUAGAAGGUUAUUUAUAAAUAGAUAAUGAGAUUAGCUAAAGAUCUAAGGCUAUAGAAGAAGGAAGGUCAACAAAUGAGAAAUUCUAUACUGGUAUUGAUAAAUUAAUAACUGAUAUUAAUCACAAGAAUGUUUUGUCUGAGAUGGACAGAAAAUAUGAAAAAGAGAGAAAGAGGAAUAGAAACUCUAUGAAUUCUGAUAAAAUUAUUUAGUCAGCAGUUCCAUUAGAUUUUGGGAAAGACGAAAUUGCAAUAAAAGCUGGAAAAAAAUUUAAAGAAUAAUCAUAAAAGGUUUUAUAGCUUUUAGAAAGAACAACUAAAAUGUUAUACAAAAAUAAGAUACCUUAACCUCCAAAUCCAAAAAUCUUAAAGUAAUAAUAACAAUAGUUGAAAGAACUUCAACAGUAACAUCCUAGUUCAUUUGAAAUUAGAAGUCAAAAGCAUUUAUUAGUAAAAAGUAGAAGUGAAAGCAACGAUUUAAAAUUUCCACUAGUAAAUGGUAAACUAAUUAAUCCUCUUGUAAGAAAGGUUGUCCCAUUAAAUUAAUUGAACCAUGCAACUCUUCCUGAUAUUAAACCUGGUUCAUUUGUAUCUUUAAGAGAUGAAAAGAAAUUUGAAAAUCUUCAUUAUUUUAAAAGUCCAUAAAAUUAAUAGAGACAUACUGAUCAUCAAAAUAAUACUAGUCGUCAAACUGUUAGUUUGAAUAUAAAAAAUUAAAUUGGAGAAUUUUUAACUUAAGUAUAGAAUUUUAUUGAUUAAGCUUGAUGAUGCUCAAGAGUAAUUUUCUAAAAUAUAUCCAUCUGAUUCUGAAAUUUAGAAAAUUUAGGAUAAUAUGAGUAAGAAUAUGAGAUAAAUUGGCAAUACUCCAUUAGAAAGCUUAAAAUAUUUGACAAAGAGGAAAUUCAAUAUAUCUAAAAAGUAUGAAUUGAGAGGUAAGAGAAACAAAGUUCUUCAAAUUUUAUGA